CGAGGCGGUACGACGAUCCGUCCCCUGAUAUUCCCCUAUCAUCACCUCCCGUUGCUCUGUGCCCCUGUUUCUGCACGUGCGAAGCUUCUGAGCUCGAGCUUUCAACAUACUGUGAUCUAUAUCACGCUCACUUAGGCCUCGAUGCUCUUCUGAGCACUCCAUUAGAGCUUGGCGUGGCUCUUUCACUCCCAAGAUAGACUGCUACGAUGGAGCAGCCUCGCUCCGACUCUGCUUCGAGUCAUCUCAGGACGUCUUCAGUCUCGGAACAGCCAGGCUCUCCCUGGUCACGUCCUUCGUUCUCGCAAGCGUCUGGCUCCAUGGACGAAGCUCAGUGGCCUGAGCCUCCCCUAUCUCCCGGCUCUUCUUCCGGGCACUAUGAGGGUGAUCAUUCCAGGAGGAGGAAGAUCAGUGAGAGGGCCAAGGACCUCUUUAGAAGGAAAGCUACAGACAAAAAGGAUGGUACUCAAGGCUCUUCGACAUCCGACAAAGGCGGUCUGCCUUCCGCUCAGCCUUUGCCCGAUAAUCAGCUGCCGUAUCAGCCUCGGGUCAAGGUAGGUGCUGCACGGCCCCUAAAGAUUGCGCCGCCCAGGAGCCCCCUUAGCGCUGAGCCCUCGCCAUCUAGUCAGCAACAUCCCAGCAACAGCAAUCUCCCGUCGAUAGAGGCAAGGCUACACUCGGUGAUGCCGUCUGCCAAGGCUUCGACGUCUGGAGGCUCGUCUCACUCGCCCAGCCUUCGAUCGCCUUCGCCAGAAUCAGGGCCUUCACUGGCUGGAUCUCGGAGAGGGUCACAGCUGGCACCCCUGACCAUAGAUGAGACAGUGAUAAAGCCCAGAAUUAUCGAAGACAUCGAAACGUCAUCAGCAGACAAGACGCCUACCGUUGCCUUUGGCCGCUCGUCCGAGCUGCCGACUUCUGCAAGCGAUAUGCUUGGGACGCCUCGUCAGCCCAGUCGCAAGUUGUCCCUCACCAGAGGCACUGAAGUAGCAGGACCUUCUGUGGAAAGCCCUCCUACAAGGUCUCACUUCCAACUUCAUAGGCCGAGAUUGCCCCACCCUUCGCGGAAGAGCUCUGUUGACCUCAACCGAAGAACUGCUCGAGGACAGAAUGACUCUCAUGAGAAGGAGACGGCUGGGCCGCCAGGAGCCUUUCCAGUGGCCCCUUCCUAUCAUCCGAAUGCCCAUCCUACCCUGCAGCCUCCUCGCGUUGCCUUCAACAUCCUUGAUGGUCCCACCUCAAGGGACAAUGCCACUGCCUCGUCUGAGGAUGUCGGGGCCGGUGUGACACUACCUGAGGAGACUCUUCCGCCCGCCAGAUUGCAAAGGCCUGCUAUCAAAGUCAAGAUCAUCACCUGGAACAUGGGCGGAGGUUCGCUGCCGAAAGGCGACCUGGAGGUGCUUUUGGGCCGAGUCGGAGGAUAUGUUCCUCCGGACGAGGGCUGGGACCUCGACCCCGAAAGCGACGUCGAUGGCGGAGAAAGCUCCGACGGUGGGACCAAAGGCGAGGAUGCUGCUGCGCAGAGGGCGAAACGAAAGGCGCGAGGGAAAGGUGUUCCCGGGCAGGAAGGUACCCCGCGUCACGACCGGAUACCUCCUCUGCCCCACGAUGAUGGUCACCCGUACCAUCUGCUCAUUGUCGCUGGUCAGGAGUGCCCUUGGGGAGAUGGAAAGCGCAUUGCUACAGGACUGGGCGUCGCAGGCGAACUUGGCGAUCUGGCUCGGACGAAGAGCAAAGUACAGCCCAGCAAGGCAAUGAAAGACGCCGGUACGCCAAGUCUGGCAGGUGCCAUGGACCUUUGGUCCCCCGGCGUUGGCACACCAAGGGCACAGGCUGGAGAGGAGUUUCCCUUCGGCUCACCACCUCCAGCUAACACGAGCAGCGGCGUGCCGGCUCCAGCUCCGCACAGCAAAGGUCUCGGCGGGAAGGGCUGGAGUGAAGCAUGUGAAGACUGGCUAUGUAGAGGGCCGGCAGCGCAGACGCAAGCAACCAAGGGCCUGGCUGCUACGGCCGAAGCUAUCAUCCACGGCAGAGUCCCAGCUACGCAAGCGCCAUCACGAUCCGAAAGUCCAGAACCCUCUGCCUCUGUGUCUUCCCACACGGAAGGUGGCUCGAUGACGCAUUCCUCUUCCGACGACUUUGAGACCAUGUCACCCUUUGGUGGAUCGCCUCCUCAGCCUGGAAACUUGUCGAAGGGUCUCAUUGCUGGCCGAAGGCAGAGCACCGGCGGUACUUUGACCGUCCCGAAACCAGAUCUUGGUCGAGCAAGCAGCACCGGCACGGUUGGUCAAUUGGCAUCGGAGGAUAACAGCAGUAGCAGUGGCGCUAACAGUAUCAACACUGCAGCAGAGACAUUACGUGUUCCCUCCCCUGCGGGCCCAUCCCCUAGUGCACCUAUCGUCAAGGACUUUGCUGCGAUCCCUGCUCCGCCAACUACGCCCGAUGCCGCUACUGCUCGGGACAAUGCCAGGCGUCAAUUGCAUCUACAAAUCCCAGGUCAACACUCUGAGAACCCGCCCCACACCAUUGGAGCCUACGAGCUGAUCGCUAAGGAGCGCAUGGCGAUGGUCUACUGUGCCGUCUACGUGUGGCGAGGCUGUCGCGACCGGGUACGCGGCGUGUCACGAGGCCAGGUCAAGAGCGGACUACUGGCUGGUCGAGUCGGUAACAAGGGCGCUGUGGGCAUCAGCAUCAAGAUUGGCCAGACUAGACUGCUGUUCGUCAACUCUCAUCUUGCUGCUCACGAGGGCAAGGUGCAGACUCGCUUGGACAAUAUUGCAAAGAUCAAGCGAGAGUUGAGAGUUGACACCUUCCUCCCCACCGAUGAUCCGCGCAACCGUCUUGACGAUGUCACUGAGAUGUUCGACCACGCCUUCUGGCUUGGUGAUCUCAACUUCCGGGUCGACAUCACCAGGCAACACGCAGACUGGCUCAUCAUGCAACGGCGGUAUGACCAAGCCAUAGAGUUUGAUCAGCUUCGCAAGGUGAUGAAGGAGGGCAAGGAAUUCAAAGGCUUCAACGAACAUCCUAUCACCUUUCCUCCGACGUACAAGUAUGAUGUGCUGAAGACGUUGAAGAAACCGAAGAAGGAACGCACAGUCAGAAGGAUCCUGCAGAGGAGAGAUCACGCGGCAACGAACCUCGUCACGUCUCCGACCGACACUGCAGAUGAUCCGGACCUUGACAGCCCAGUUCGCUGGGAGGCGAUGGGUAGUGGAGAAACAACGGGACUGGUCGCCAAGCGCACUUCGCAGAUUCACCCGCAACAGCAGGGGACUCAAGCGGGACAGUCGCUGUCCGAUCGAGACAGAGAUCAAGAGUAUACAGAUGACGAUGCCAGCUCUAUCUCAUCAGCAGCUUGGGAUUCGUCAGGCUUUGCCAAUCAGCUUGGUACUGAUUCGGAUGAAGAAUCUUCCACGUUUGCUGCCUCCUCGUAUGGCGUCAGUCCAGUAGAUCCGGUAGUCUCGAGCAACACCAGUGCUGCUCAGGGUGGCGCUAUCUUCUCCCAUGGCGCUGCUAUAAAGGCCAAGCUUCGCAUCAUGGAUCUGGUACGUUCGGCGACUGGAGCAAGCAGUGAGCAUGGAUCUGCAAGCAAAAGAAAGGAGAAACAUCGAAGCCGGGACUUUUCGGCUGGAACCCCAAGCCAGCCAACUACUCCGAGGUCAGAUCGCAGCAGCCCAUUCUUCCCGCCUUCGCAGUCGGGAGAGCAGCAGGCUCUGUAUACCUCUCCGAAGGCCUCCGCCAGUGAAGCGCUGCCCGGGCUCGCCCGCAAAAUGUCGAGUAAGGCCGCUUCGUCUCUCCCUACCUUCUCUUCUCAGCCCGGCGACAAUGGCCUGAGGCAUCAGAGCUCAAUCGCUUCAAUGAACUCGGUACAAGGGUCAGCAGGAAAAGCGCCUAGUUUUGGCUCUAAGAGGCCUGCUGCAGGCCCAAGAACACAGACUCCUCCGACACUUGCGCAAUUUGGGCGCCGUUCGUCAAGUACUUUGGAUGCCGAGGCAGUCGCUGCAGGCAUGCCGCGAAGCGAAUCGACUGCCAACCAGCUCGCAGCUGAAGCCGAGAUUGAGGAACAGAGGUAUGACACAAGCGCAAAGCAGCGAGUACCCAGCUGGACGGACCGUAUUCUCUGGAGAAGCAACGUUCCACUCGCGCCUUCGGAAUCUGAGAGCGUGCCGGGCAAGAUGAGCAAGAGCCUAUCUGCCAUCAAGGCCGCUGCGGCUUCUACCUCUUCCCGAGCAUCGCAGCACGUCCCGCUUCCUGGUCACCAUGAAAGGCGAGGAGGCUCGUCUGUCCCGCUACCCAAGCGAUCUCAGACAUUCUCCCAUCCUGUCUCGAGCAUGGACAAGAAGAUCGCGGAAGAGGAUGUGGGCGGAUCUGACGAGGGGGGUGACUUACGGGACGCAGUUCCUCAGAGGGGCCGGGGAGGCACGUGGUUCAAUUGGCACGGCCCUCCCAAGAAUGGUAGCCGCGUGAGCAGCUUGGAUCUCUCUGGUGAUACAGCAGUCGUCAAGAGUACGAGAAAUUCGAUCGGCUCUGCGCUGUCUGUUCAGCCAACUCCGGACACUUCGAAGCGUUCAAGCAAUGAAGUAGUUCCCGUUUCGCCGAUAGACAGGCCCGCCGCGGCCAAGCCCUUGAUGCCCACCACGCCCAAACGGACGGCCUCUGCAGGACACACCUCGGCAUUUGCGCGUCCUUCGUACACCAGAGGACCCAUGAGCUCCCCUCGCCUGGCAGCACUUCGAGCGGUCAGCUCGCCGUACGACGCCAGUCACGAUCAGAGGCUGCCACCGUCGCCUAGCUCCGAGAGCCGCCCAGAAGUCCCACUCAGUGCGCCCAUGCAGGCCUCGGAUAGUAAUGGCAGCAACACACAUUCGAAUCGCAGAAUGACCAGCUGGUGGUCUUCACACAUGCCCUCUAUCUUGACGGCACAGGGAGCAGCAGCUGCUCUUGCCUCCUUUGGCGGACCGCGAGAUGGCCCUCACCAGGCGCCCGGCGAUCCUAUCAAUGUUGCAAUUGUACCGCCCAAGCCGGAGCUGAUUGGACCAAGGAAGGGAGAGGUGCAGUGUCUGCUCUACAAGAGCUUGGAUGAUCGGGAGAUGCGGGCCCUGGAAGGGAGGAGUGACCAUCGGCCGGUGAUCUGGAUCGGCAGCUGUGGAAUAUAAGGCGCGACCGUGCCUUCGCCAAGGUUGAUGGCUCAGUAUACACCCAGGAGAAGCUUGACAGCUUCCGCCUCACUUUUCCCAUUCUAUAGAACGUGGCGUGCCCUGCUUGUAACUGUAGCCAAUCAAUAUACCGACGUCCAUCUUCUUGCUG
Messenger RNA from Microstroma glucosiphilum, 5304 nucleotides. RefSeq lists its product as hypothetical. Lineage: Eukaryota; Fungi; Basidiomycota; Exobasidiomycetes; Microstromatales; Microstromataceae. Gene Ontology annotation, biological process: phosphatidylinositol dephosphorylation. The coding region runs from base 207 to 5153 and encodes 1648 amino acids. The record is from RefSeq and is a predicted model, not a curated record. Gene Ontology annotation, molecular function: phosphatidylinositol-4,5-bisphosphate 5-phosphatase activity. The transcript has a single exon.